AGCAGAACGUAAAAGAUGAAUGUACUAAGUGUGAAGCCUUUAUCAUGGAGAAUCUCUCCUUUUAUUCUUCCUUGCAACAAAUAUGUAAAUGUUUCCAAUGGAUUAGGUGAUGAACAUGAUGGUGUACAGAAAAAAACCUUCACAAAAUGGAUCAAUGCACGCUUUGCAAAGGGUGGAAAGCCAUCAAUCAAGGAUCUAUUUGUCGACCUCCGAGAUGGCCGAAAACUCUUAGAUCUUCUAGAAGGACUCACAGGAUGUGUGUUGACCAAAGAACGUGGCACUACCAGGGUACAUGCUCUCAACAACGUCACCCGAGUGCUGCAUGUGCUACAGCAGAAUAAUGUUGAGCUGGUGAAUAUUGGUGGAACUGAUAUUGUGGAUGGAAACCAUAAACUGACACUUGGACUUAUUUGGAGUAUAAUUCUACACUGGCAGGUCAAGGAUAUAAUGAAAGCUAUUAUGUCAGAUCUGCAUCAGACAAACAGUGAGAAGAUUCUGCUGAGUUGGGUCCGUCAGUCAACCCGACCUUACAAACAAGUAAAUGUUCUGAAUUUUACAACCAGCUGGGCUGAUGGGCUUGCUUUCAAUGCCAUUCUUCAUAGGCACAGACCAGGUUUGUUCAGCUGGGAUAAAAUUACGAAAAUGUCUGCAGUGAAUCGCCUGGAACAUGCUUUUGACAUGGCUAAAAAGCACUUGGAGAUAGAAAGACUGCUGGACCCUGAAGAUAUUGCUGUUUGCCUUCCUGACAAGAAAUCCAUCAUCAUGUAUGUGACUUCUUUAUUUGAGGUACUCCCUCAACAAGUCACAAUGGAGGACAUUCUUGAAGUGGAGACCCUACCAAGGCAGUACAAAGUUGAAUGUGCAGAAGGUCCUUUAUCACGUCAACAGACUGUAACCUCCGAAAAGAAGCCCCUCAACUCUCGGGCUGAAACUUCCAGUACAGUGCCUGAGAUGGAUGUGGACUUGGAUGGUUAUCAGGCAGUUUUGGAGGAGGUUCUAACAUGGCUAUUGUCAGCUGAGGACGCGUUUCAUAUGCAAGAUGACAUAUCCUCUGACGUUGAGGAGGUGAAGGAACAGUUUCACAUUCAUGAGGGAUUUAUGAUGGAGCUGACGGCACAUCAGAGUAAUGUGGGUAAUGUACUUCAGGCUGGAAACCAGCUCAUUGCACAGGGCAAUCUCACAGAAGAGGAGGAAAAUGAGAUCAGAGAACAAAUGUCUUUGCUUAAUUCUAGAUGGGAAAGCCUGAGAGUUGCCAGCAUGGACAGACAAGCCAAGCUUCAUGAGGUUCUCAUGGAAUUGCAGCAGCAGCAAUUGUGCCAGCUUUCAGAUUGGCUCACUCGGACAGAAGCACGUAUUCAAAAGCUGGAAGCACACUCCGCAUUAAAUGAAUUUGAGUCCUUCAAACAGCAGAUUGAUGAACAUAAACUAUUGCAAAGUGACUUGGAGACAGAGCAGGUGAAAGUGAACUCUCUGACACACAUGGUUGUGGUAGUGGAUGAGAACAGUGGCGAGAGUGCUACAGCUGCAAUGGAGGACCAGUUGCAGUCGCUGGGUGAGCGUUGGGCAGCUGUUUGUCGUUGGACAGAAGAGCGAUGGCGCCUGCUGCAGGAUAUUUUUGUAAAGUGGCAGCAACUAUCAGCGGAUCAGCAGCUGCUUAAGGCUUGGCUGACUGAGAAGGAAGAUGUUCUCACUGCAAUGCAAACCAGCAGCUUUAGGGAUCAGCGCAAGACUGGAGAGAAUAUUUGCAGUUUGGCAAUUUUGAAGGAAGAUCUACAAAUGAAGCGUCCUACAUUGGACCAUCUGGAUGAACUUGAUCAAGAUUUAGCGGAUUUACUCAAAAAUAGUAAUUUAUCAAAGAACAUUAACAGUGGUGUGGAAGAGCUAUCACAAAGAUGGGACAAUUUGGUGCAACAGCUGGAAGAUUACUCCAAACAGGUGUCUCAGGCACCGUCUGAGUUGGGACUAACUCCGAUCAGCCCUGUGGAAAUGGUAGAAAUAACAACAGAAUGUUCAGUUCAGAAGCAGGGAUUGGUACCUCUUCCACCACCCAAGAAAAGACAACUUUGCAUGGAUGUAGAGUCCAAGAAAAGAUUUGAUGCUGAUGCAGGUGAGCUGCUGAGUUGGAUUGGUAAAUCAAAGUGUAAGGUCGAUGCCAUGAUAUUCAAUGAUUUCAGCAGGCAGAAAAAUAUAUCUGGCAUGAAGGCAAAGGUGAAGGCUUUGGAAAAGGAGAAGGUUGAAAAAGACAGACAAUCAAAGUCAUUAAAGCUGGUGGGACAAGCCUUGCUUGAAUCAAUGGAGAAAGAAGGACUACCAACAGAGGAAGUAAACCACGUACUGGAAAAUCUGUCAGUAGAAUGGAAAGAUAAUAACCAGCAAAUGGACAAGCUGAAUAGAAAAUUGCAGUAUCAAGAGAACAUUAACUGUAUUUAUUCGGAACUGCAAGACAUUGAAAAAACUCUGCAAUCCAAAGAAGACUGGCUGAAAUGUGCAAAUAGUGCUGCAUUGAAGGAAUCCUGUGAGUAUGAAAUCAGCCAACUGAAUGAAAUAGCUCCGCUAGUAAAGAAAUUGCUAGCUCAUGGAGAAGUCCUUAGCAAUGAGCCUGAAGCUCCAAGCUUCCUCCAGGAAGACCUUAGUAAUUUCAAUAACCGAUUCAGGUCACUUCUGCAGAAACUACAGAGCAAGCACCAUGUACAAUUCGGGUUAGAAAGUCCUUGGAGUGUCGAUGCUGUAAAGUCGCUGAAAACGUUGCUUGACCGAUCCGAGGCCCAAGUUAUAUCAGAUUGGAAUACAGUUAUUACACUGGAAGCUGCUCAGAAUACAUUAAAAUACACAGCGAUUCUACGAGAUGAUUUGACAAGCCAUCAGCCUGAAAUGGAUAAGCUCACAGCUGAGACUCAAAGCAUGGGGGAGGAGCUGAUGUCUUCUCCGGACACGUAUAACCUAGAAUUGGACGCAAUUCAAACACGGUGGAGAAGGCUGAUGACAAAACUUCAGGGUGACUGUCAGAUACUGGAAGACACUAUAUCCAAACUGCAGCAAUUUCAGAAACAUGCAGAUGCCGUGGAAACAUGGGUAGAUAAUGCAGAGACCUUCUUGUCCAAGGAGACCAUCACGUCAGGCAAAAAAGAGGAGUUCUGGCAGCAGGUGGAGCAGUGCAUGACAUUUGUGAAAGAAAUUCAGAAUGUAGAGUCCAAUUUGACAUCAAUGAAUGAGAUCCAUGAAUCAUUGAAAAAGCAGCCAAUGAUAGCCAUCUCCAAUUCUGUGAUAUCUCGUAUGGUUGAUUGCCGCACACGAUUUGAAAGUGUGAGCAACCAGAUUAUGUCUCAGCAGGCAAGAUUGUCUGAAGGCCAUGAGAAGACAUUGAACUUGAAGAAAGAUCUUGUGGAAAUGCGUGAGUGGACCAUGCAAGCUGAAGAAGAAUAUUUAGAGAAAGACUUUGAAUAUAAGUCACCUGAAGAAUUAGAGACUGCUUUAGAGGAGAUGAAGCGAGCAAAAGAGGAGGUGCUGCAGAAAGAAGUUAGAGUGAAGAUUCUGAAAGACAAUAUAAAUUCAGUUCUUAAGAAAAUUCCACCCAGUGAUCAGGAACAGAUGUCCAGGGAUCUUAAUGCGAUGAUGGAGAAUUACAAGAGGCUUUGUGACAGGAUUGAACGAAAAUAUUUGACUUUAAAGGAGGUAUGGUCUUGCUGGUGUGAGUUGCUCCAUUACUUGGACAUAGAAAAUAAUUGGUUAAAGAAUCUGGAGGAGAUGUUGUACACCACAGAAAAUAUACCAAAUGGUGCUGAAGCGGUCAGUGAGGCCCUUGAGUCCCUCGAGUCUGUACUCCGUCAUCCAGCAGAUAAUCGAACACAAAUCCGUGAACUAGGUCAGACGCUGAUUGAUGGUGGAAUAUUGGAUGAACUUAUAAGUGAAAAACUGGAGGUAUUCAAUGCUCGGUAUGAAGAGCUCAGUCAUCAGGCUGUGAACAAGCAAAUCUCAUUGGAGCAGCACUUACAAAUGUCUCAAGAAAAUGAACAGCGAAUACAUGACCUGCAGGAGUCACUUGGAUUGUUGGACAAGCAGUUAACCUUGUAUUUAACAGAUCGCAUAGAUGCCUUACAAAUGCCACAAGAAGCUCAGAAAAUUAAAACAGAUAUUGCAGCCUAUGAAGCCAGCUUAGAGGAAAUGAAGAUGAAAAAUACGAGGGGCCUGCCUUUCUUAGAUAGCAAACCUCACCCUCGUAGUGGGCCUCAAUUGGAUUUGCUUCAGAGGAAACUUCGAGAAGUGUCAACAAAAUUCCAACUUUUCCAGAAGCCAGCAAAUUUUGAGCAGCGCAUGUUAGAUUGUAAACAUGUGUUGGACAGCGUUCGAACAGAACUGCAUGUAUUGGACAUGAGGAGUGUUGAGCCUGAGGAAAUACAGCCCCAAUUGGAUAAUUGUAUGAAACUGUAUAAAACACUGAGCGAAGUGAAGCUUGAGGUGGAGACUGUAAUAAAGACUGGGCGACAAAUUGUUCAGAAACAGCAGACUGACAACCCCAAAUUAAUGGAUGAGCAAUUAACAGCUCUGAAACUCUUGUACAAUGAAAUGGGAGCACAGGUCACUGAAGGUAAGCAGGAUUUGGAAAAGGCCUUGCAUCUAUCUCGCAAGUGGAAGAAAGAGGCCAAGUCAUUUUCAGAAUGGUUGGCAGCUAAAGAAGAUGAAGUGAUUCAAAGAUCAUCUUCCAGUGAAAUGCCUGCUAACUUAGAUUCAGAGAUCAAGUGGACCAGACAAAUUCUGAAAGAAUUGGAGGUGAAGAAAACUGAACUGGGUAAUAUCACUGAGAAUAGUGCUGCACUGCAGAGUCUGAUAGAAGGCAGCAGUCAUGUUUUGGAGGAUAAAAUGUGCACACUGAAUGCUGCUUGGAACAAGGUCCACACUCUGACACAGGGGUGGGGUGACAAACUGCUGGAUUAUCAAAAACAAAUGGAAGGCUUUGAUCAAAAUGUUGCACACAUAAGCACCUGGCUGUAUCAAACGGAAAUUCUGUUAGAUGAGAUUGCUAAGAAACCAGACUGUGAAAGAGAAGAAAUACUUAAGCGUUUUCAAUUUGAACUGGAUGGAAUCAGUUUGCAAGUUGAUGAUAUACGUGACCAAGCUGUUUCCCUUAUGAAAAAUAAUGGUACCAUGUGCCGCGAAGUGGUGGAGCCAAAGCUAAUUGAACUGAAUCGCAAUGUUGAGAGAGUUUCUCAGCACAUCAAAUCUGCAAAAAUGGAGGCAGCAAUUAAAGACCCUGCACGUCAUGAAAAUGGGUCAAGACCAGGUAUGGAUACCAACCAGGUUUCAUCCAUCAAUCUCGAUCGCUUUGAAGCUGAGCUUCAAAACAAGCUAGAAGACCUGGAGAGAAGGUUACAAUGUAAUGAGGAGAUCCAAGAUGAUGAUGAAAAGGUGGAUGAAGAAGAAGCGGAUGUGGAGGAAAUGCUACAAGAAGGAGAGCGACUGCUACAACUGACUGAUAAUGAUAGGAAACAGAAACAAAUCCGCAAAAAACUAAUUCUAUUACAGACAAAACAUGCCUCUGUUAAGGCAACAAAGUUAAUGCAGAAGGAGCAAGUAGGAGGGCAGUCACCUCGAUGGUUGCAGUAUAAGAAAGAGGAAAACGAGUUCCUACAGUGGCUUGAUGACAUUGAGGAGCAACUGUUCACCGCUUCUAGCUCAGAAGACCAGAAGAGAUUACAGGAACUGACCCAAGACUUUGAACAACGACGGGAAGACUUCAAUGUCUUAACACAGAAGGCACAAGAUCUAAUACAGUAUCGUGCCUCUUCAGGGCAGGACCCCAUUAGUGUGGAAAAGCGCUGGUGUCAGAUAGAAACUCUGUUUUCCAAUUAUCAAACGCACCCUUUGAAAUGUCCAGAAAUGCAAGUUAUCACUGCUCAUUAUACCACAAGUGCAGGGACGACUUCGCAGUAUUUCCCAUCAGAUUAUCUUCUGGCCGUAAACAAGGCAUUGCUUGCUCUGACUGAUGUUGAACUAGUAUUGAAUGCACCAGAAUUGAAUAAUGGAAAAUAUGAGGAUUUCUCAAGACAGGAAGAUUCCUUAAAGAAUAUAAAGGACAUGCUGGAGAAACUUGGAGACCAAAUUGAAGAUAUUCAUGAGAAUCAGCCUGAUGCCCUCCUUGAAGCUUCUGCAGCUGAUGUUGUCCAAAUAGGUGACACACUAACGCAGCUUCAUGCACAAUGGGAUCGAGUGAAUAGAAUGUAUAAUGAUCGCAAAAGCCAUUUCGAUAAGGCUGUGGAGGAAUGGAGACAAUUUCACUGUGACUUAAAUGAUCUGAAUCAGUGGGUGAUGGAAGCUGAGCAGUUAUUGUCUGUUGCCCGAGACCAAGAUGGUACCCUGGACUUGGAGGAAGCCAGGAUUCACCAACAGGAGCUGGAAGAAAGUCUCAGCAGUCACCAGCCAGUAUAUAUUACUUUAAAUGCCUCUGGCAGAGAUAUCAUACAGGAUCUUUCAACAGCAGAUGGAUGUCUCCUACAGGAGAAGCUCAAUGGAUUAAAUAAACGCUGGGCAGCUAUUUCUUCAGAGAUCAAAGAUCGGCAUCGUAGGUUGGGUGGAGAUAGCCAACAAUGCUCUGAUUUAAAGAAUCAGAUGGAUGAAUUUGGUUUGUGGUUGGAUACGGUACAGAACUCUUUAAGGGCUGUGCAUUCACCGCCGACAGCACAUGAUCUGGAGGAAUUGAAGGUUGCAGCAACAGACCUCAAGUUGCGCAGUGACAAUUUAACCUUGAUGAACAGCAUUACACAGGAUAUACUUUCAGACAAAAACCUAAGUCUACAAGAGAGAGACAAACUUUCUGCAAAGCAUAGAAUUAUCAAUUCAAACUGGAAUAAGAUGUGCAAAGAACUGUCUGUUAAAGUGAAAGAAAUUGAGAUUCACCUCCAGGACUAUGCUGACUUCAAAGAAAACCUGGAGAAGUUGUCCAACUGGGCAGUAGUUACAAGACUGAAGCUCCAGCACAGAGGACCAUCUUCACCAGGAGGCACACAACUUCAGUUAUUAGAAGCUGCUGUGAUGAGCCACCAAACUGACAUUGAGGCUACUCUCGCUACAGCUUUGGAGUUGGACAGGAAAAGUCAUUUGCUCCCUGAAGAAAAGAGUAAGGUGGCACAACUUUCUGCUGACUGGAAAGCUAUCAACAAUAUUUUGAAAGAUCUUAAUGAUCAGUGCUUCGUGGGAUGGAGUCAGCAUAUGUCACAACCAAAGGUUAAAGUAGUUCACUCCACUGUUCAAACAGUCACCCUGGUGUCAGCAAUGCCUCCGUCUCCUGGAGCCAGUCCGUUGGGUCUACGCGAUGACUUCCCCUCAAAUUCUGAAUCAUUGAUGCCGGCAGAUCUGGAUAAAUCAGCUGUGGAGCUCAUUGACUGGCUGACACUCAUUGAUCAGAUGAUCAAAUCAAACAUAAUUACUGUUGGAGAUCUGGAAGAGAUUAAUGAAACAAUUGUACGCCUGAAGACUACAAAGAAUGAUUUGGAACAGCGACGACCACAGCUCGAUGCUAUUUUUACACUGGCUCAGAACUUGAAGAAUAAAACGGCUGAUAUGGAGGAGCGAGCUGCAAUUACUGAGCGAUUGGUGAGGGUGCAGAACCAAUGGGACAACACACAGCACAGAUUGGAGGCACGGCAGCAACAGCUGGAAGAAUUACUCAGUGACAGCAUACAUUGGGAGGAGGAUUUGCAGGCAACUGAGCGACUGGUUGGUCAGAGUGAAAUCCACCUGCAGUCGGUGCUCCAUGUCACUUCAGAGCCACUUGCCCCACAGUUGGCAGAAAGCAAGCAAUUCUUAGAAGAAUUGCACAAAGGGCAGUUUACAGUGUCAUCAUUCAAAGACUUGUCCAGUAAACUACUCCGGGUUUAUGCAGCAGAUGAUACUCGGAAGGUGAAAGAGGUUAAAGACGGCAUUGAUACCUCCUGGAAUAAUAUCAAUCAAAGAGCCAGUGAGAGAGUUGAAAAGCUGGAGAGUGAACUAAAGCAGCUACAGAACUUGCUUCAGGAGUUAGAGGGUUGUCUUCGGUGGUUGCAGGAUACUGAAAGUGCAGCUGAUAUCUUGGCCAGUGCAGUUGAAAAAGAAGACACACUGCAGGAUAGUGCUGACGUGAAGGAACUCAAACACAGAUUGCAAGAUAUCCAGGCUGAAAUUGAUGCUCACAAUGACAUCUUUAAGAGUAUUGAUGGCAACAGACAUAGAAUGGUGAAGGUUUUGGGAAAUUCAGAGGAAGCUGCCUUGCUCCAGCAUCGACUUGAUGAUAUGAACCAGCGAUGGAGUGACCUAAAGACCAAAUCUGUCAAUAUCAGGGCUCAUUUGGAAGCCAACAGAGAACGUUGGAACCAGUUGCUCACAUCGUUAGAAGAACUAUGUAAGUGGUUGAAGCUCAAGAACGAGGCGCUGACAAAACAGAUGCCCAUUGGAGGUGAUGUUCAGACUCUACUACAGCAACAUGAUCAUUGUCAGGCACUCAGACAAGAACUAAUGGAUAAGGAGGUGACGAUUGUAACUGCCCUGGAUUCAGCUCGCUUAUUCCUUGCAGAUCAGCCCAUAGAUGGGCCAGAGGAGCCACGCCGACACCUUCAUGUUAAAACAGAAUCUACCCCGGAAGAGAGAGCCCAGAGAAUUGCCAAAGCUGUUCGCAAACAAUCAACAGAAGUGAAGGAAAAUUGGGAACUGUUGAACACCCAUGCAAGCAACUGGCAGAAACAGGUGCAAAAGGCAUUGGAGAAACUUCAAGAACUGCAGAAAGCUAUGGAUGAUCUUGAGGCUCAUGUGAUAACAGCUGAAGGGAUCCGUACUGAAUGGCAACCUGUGGGUGACCUGCUUAUUGACUCCUUGCAGGAUCACAUUGACAAAGCCACAGCUUUUAAAGAAGAAAUUGCCCCGGUGAAGCAAGAAGUGAAAAUAUUAAAUGAUCUGGCUAGUCAGUUAUCUCCACUUGAUGUCUUUUUAUCUCCAAAGAUUUCUCACCAGCUUGACGACCUAAAUAUGAGAUGGAAGCUUAUACAGGUUGCUGUUGAGGAUCGGAUCAAGCAAUUACAAGAGGCAUACCGGGAUUUUGGUCCUUCAUCACAACACUUUCUUUCUACCUCCGUUCAGUUGCCUUGGCAGAGAGCUGUAUCACACAACAAUAAAGUGCCAUAUUACAUCAACCACCAGACUCAGAGUACUUGUUGGGACCAUCCAAAAAUGACUCAACUGUUUCACUCAUUAGGUGAUUUAAACAACGUGCGUUUUUCUGCUUACCGGACAGCAAUGAAGAUCCGCCGACUCCAGAAAGCGCUCUGUUUGGAUCUGUUGGAGUUGCACACAGCACAACGCAUCUUCGAUCAGCACAAAUUGACACAAAAUGAGCAACUUCUGAAUGUGACUGAAGGAAUCAACUGUUUAACAACCAUUUAUGAUGGUUUGGAACAAAACCACAAGGACUUGGUCAAUGUGCCACUCUGUGUCGACAUGUGUUUAAACUGGCUGCUGAACGUCUUUGAUACGGGUAGGAGUGGAAGAAUCAGAGUGCUGUCUUUGAAAAUUGGCUUGAUGUGUCUAUCCAAGGGUCACCUGGAGGAAAAAUACAAGUAUCUCUUCAAACAAGUAGCUGAAUCCACAGACUUGUGCGACCAACGAAGCUUGAGCCUUUUGCUUCAUGAUGCAGUCCAGAUCCCUCGGCAGCUGGGCGAGGUAGCUUCAUUUGGAGGCAGCAACAUUGAACCAAGUGUCCGCAGUUGCUUCCAACAUGGCCAGAACAAACCAGAGAUUGAUGUUAAACACUUCGUGGAAUGGAUGAGACUGGAGCCUCAGUCCAUGGUCUGGCUGCCUGUUCUACACCGUGUGGCAGCUGCUGAAACUGCAAAACAUCAAGCAAAGUGUAACAUCUGCAAAGAGUGCCCAAUCAUAGGUUUCAGGUACCGCAGCCUCAAACACUUCAACUAUGAUAUCUGCCAAAGCUGUUUCUUUUCAGGAUGCACAGCAAAGGGACACAAGUUGCAUUACCCAAUGGUGGAGUACUGCACUCCCACAACAUCAGGUGAAGAUGUGCGUGAUUUCACCAAGGUGCUGAAAAAUAAGUUCAGAUCAAAGAAAUACUUUGCCAAACAUCCUCGCUUAGGUUAUUUGCCAGUGCAAACAGUCCUGGAAGGCGAGAACCUUGAGAUUCCUGUCACAGUUAUCAGUAUGUGGCCUGAACAGUAUGACCUUACACAGUCUCCACAACUGACUCAAGAUGACACGCAUUCGAGAAUAGAACAUUAUGCCAACAGGUUGGCACAGAUGGAGAGAAAGAAUGGCUCUCUGCUUACAGACAGUAGCUCAACCACAGGAAGUAUUGAUGAUGAGCAUAUACUGAUUCAACAGUACUGUCUGACACUGGGGAGAGAAUCGCCCAUAAGUCAGCCCCAGAGUCCUGUGCAGAUCCUCAAAUCGGUGGAGAAAGAGGAGCGGAGCGAGUUAGAAUGCAUCAUUGCCAAUCUUGAAGAGGAGCAAAGAAAUCUGCAAGCUGAAUAUGAAAGGUUAAAGCAACAGCAAAGUCCACGAGAUGUAAAACCCCUCCCAUCACCACCCUUAUCAGCAGUUCAGCAAAAUUAUCAAGAUGCUGAGCUCUUGGCUGAGGCUAAGCUUCUACGACAACACAAAGGGCGACUUGAGGCCAGAAUGCAGAUAUUGGAGGACCACAACAAACAACUGGAGUCACAGCUGUGUCGACUGCGAAAACUCCUGGAAGAGCCAUUGACAGAAGCCAAACUGAAUGGAGUUACUCCUGUUUCCCCAACUGCAUCUUUUCAGCUUGCUGAAAAUAGUCAAGCCUAUAAUGAAGACUUCAGCUCACAGACAGAUGAUUUAUUGAUUCCACCUGAGGACACAAGUACAGAUCUCACUGAUGUUAUGGAGCAAAUCAACAGUUCGUUCCCGGUUUGCAACCCAAAUUUUGCGACAAGGCAACAGGUCAUGAUGUAAUAAUAUGUUCCAUGCAAAAGUCACAAACAUUGAGACAACUGCUUCCUAUAAUGACCAACAGCAGCUGAGAAUCAUAAGAAAAUUCAUUGGGACCUUCAAAGAAUUAUCAAUUCCACUAAACUGUCUCAGUGAAGGAGUUUAUCUCUGGAGACUCAACAACUCGUAAUUUUAACUAUUGUGUCUCCCUCUUUGCUUCUUUUACUAUGCAAAUGUAAAAUAACGAAGUAUAAAAUGUUGAACUCUGAAAAGUGCACCAUUAUAUAUAAAAAUAAACAGCAGCAUUUAGGGAGGGGGGUCUUUUCUUUCACUCUGGUAUGAGAGAAUUGUGAUGGGAAUGUGUGUGCAUUUUAGAGUGUUUUUUUAAAACGGACUACUCUCUCAGAUGCCACCCUCUCAGAAAACAGAGCCUUACAGGUGUGGUUCUGAAUUUUGGCUGUUUGCCUUGAAUUUUGGCUGUUUGCCUACAACCUUGGUUCAUUUUGAAAUACUGCCAUAGUCUUGCAAAAAUGAUAGGGAGAUUUAUUUUUCUUCUAUAGUGUGAAUUGCUGUGCCCAAACAAAUUGUACAAGUAGGGUGAUAAUUUUAAUGCAUUAAAACAAUAUAAAGCCAUGACCAGUUUUCUACCUCAUACCCUCCUUUCUUCAAAAAUGGAUCUUCCAUAAUAAAUCAAUGAGCAUCAGCCUAAGUUGCUACAGAUUCAAAAACAAGCCCCCAUCAAACAUUCCCCCCCCCCCCCCCUCCCCAAAUGUUGUGAUUUGUGGCCAAUAGGCAGGCUGCACCACUUCACCAUAAACUGUCUCAUCUUAUUUAGUUCUGUCAUUGAUUGACAUUACAUUUUAACCUGUAAUGUGCAUUACCUUCUGGGUAUACAGACUAUAUCUUAAAUCCUGAUCACACCUGAUAUCACUACAUAUGUCACUCAAAAUAAAGUUUGUUUAUUCAACAUUGCAA
This is a messenger RNA of Chiloscyllium plagiosum (whitespotted bambooshark), 11904 nucleotides long. The record is from RefSeq and is a predicted model, not a curated record. Lineage: Eukaryota; Metazoa; Chordata; Chondrichthyes; Orectolobiformes; Hemiscylliidae.